Messenger RNA from Rhipicephalus sanguineus (brown dog tick), 2209 nucleotides. RefSeq names its product piggyBac transposable element-derived protein 3-like. The transcript is spliced from 4 exons. NCBI's taxonomy places the organism in Eukaryota, Metazoa, Arthropoda, Arachnida, Ixodida, Ixodidae. The coding region runs from base 12 to 1748 and encodes 578 amino acids. The record is from RefSeq and is a predicted model, not a curated record.
GCGCGCUUCGAAUGAGGUCUCUCGACAUCAGUUCCUCCGUGCGAUCCCAGGGAAAGGAACCAUCUCCGUGGACUCGAUCACCUUGCCGGCAGAAAGCGACCGUUCGUGUAGUAACCGGCGAGGACUAUUCUAGGCGACUCCACUUGUCACCACCAGAGUGUAUUUUGCGUGCUUGGAUGGAACAACGGCGGCGCAUUUUAGGAGGCUUGACACUCGUGGCUCUAAUAAUCAUGGCAAGAAUCAGUGACAAAGAAGCGGAACGUGUUCUCGAGGCAAUAACCAAUAAUGACACCUCGGACCUGGAAUUGAGUGACGAUGAGGUCGACGACCCCUCCUUCGUUGCCCCUGACACGGCACGUACUUCCCAGUGUUCGGACGAUUCCUCCAGCGAGGAAGACGAAGAGCAGGAACCUAGCAGUUCACGCUCUCUAGAUGCUACGUGGAGAACGGGCGUCCCAUAUAACUCUGCAAUCUGUAAUGUGCGAUGUCCGGCGGAUACAUUUCCGGAACGGAGGCAGCAUUGGCGGCCAAGUGAUUAUUUUGGACAGUACCUUUCAGACGCCGCCUUCGACACAAUGCAGGAAAAGACAGCUGUCGCGUUUCGCCAGAAGACCGGGAAAAUCUUGAAUUCUUCUUCGUCUGAAAUGCAAAACUUCUUAGGCGCUACACUCAUGAUGAGUUGUCUAGGGUACCCACAAAUGCGCCUCUACUGGGCACGGGGCACGAGGGUGCGAGCCAUUGCUGAUGGACUGACCCGGGACCGAUUUUUCACUUUGCGCAGCAACCUUAAAGUGGUGAAUGACCUCGAAUUCAAGGAAGAAGAUAAGAAAAAUGAUCGUCUUUGGAAAGUCCGACCGAUUCUAAACGAAGUGCAAGCUGGAUGCCGUAAGCUCCCAAGACCCCCAUACGUCUGUAUAGACGAGCAGAUCAUCCCAUUUACGGGUGUGACUACACUUAAACAGUACGUGCCUGGAAAGCCGCACCCUACCGGCUUGAAGAAUUUUGUACUUGCUAGCCCCAGUGGACUUGUCCUGGAUUUCGACAUUUACCAGGGCAAAGCUUUCAUGAAGGUUGAGAAUCGCCCAGACCUUGGGUUGGGGCCAAAUGUAGUACAGCUGUUCGCGACAACACUGCCUCUGGGUACAUCGCUCUUUUUCGACCGGUAUUUCACGACCCUGCCGCUCAUUGAACAACUAGGGAAAAUGAAUCUGCGUGGUACGGGCACAAUUAUGAAAAACCGCUUGCCAAUGACAGCGAAACUCGAGGACGACAAGACACUAGCCAAGCAAGGUAGGGGAGCGAGCUCCCAAGCCGUGAAUGUUUCAUCAAGCACAUGCCUAGUUAAAUGGAUAGACAACAAGGUCAUCACAAUUGCUUCGAAUCAUGUCGGUGAGGAACCAUUUGGAAAGUGCCGGAGAUGGUCCAAAAAACAGAAAGCCUACCAGGACGUUCGUCGGCCUGCGGUUGUGGAGGAGUACAACCGCAACAUGGGUGGGGUUGACUUGUCCGACCGGAUGUUAAGCCUGUACCCCACAACACAGCGCACGAAGAAGUGGACAGUCCGGACGAUGAUAUUCAUUGCUGAUCUUGCAGCGGUCAACUCCUGGUUGCAAUACAAAGAGGAUUCGGGGCUUCUUGGCCGACCAAAAAAAGACAUCCUUGGGCUGCUCAAAUUUAAAAUGUCACUGGCCCACUACCUAUUGUCAAAAGACAGUUGUGCUCAUGCGUUUGAUGGUCGAACGCUGUGAACAGCAGCCUGCAGAAAGCAAAACGUGGCCUAUUCAGGAGCAAAAUCAGUAGGCGAUGUUAUAUGCUUGGCAAGGGAGCCUACUACUGCCUUGCUAAGGUCAGAUAAUUUCACAACCCAACAUGUUGCUUAAAAAAAAAUGCAUGAGACAAUUUGACUAAUCGAGUUGCCUAGCCUGCUUUUUUUGUCGCUGUGCGAGAUCGUGACGUUCAUGCACAGGGGAGGAAAUGUGUCGCAUUAGGAGAAGAAAUAAACAACACCUGGUCUAACUGACGAAACUGAUAUCUAGGGUACCUUUUAACAGCCUUUUUCGAACAAGAACGCAGGCUAGAAGUAGAAAAAUCGCUCCAGCAUACGCCGCUGGCUAAGUGCUGACAACUGAGUUCUAUGUCGAUUCGCAACUGUUCAGUGAAUUAGAAAGCCGCACGAAGAGAACAGCUGCUGCUUCAGGACACGAUUCCG